AUGACAAGGAUGGACCAGUCCCAGGCGAGACUUGAACGCAGUCCGCGCUAUCAUUUAAAUUUAACUGGACUCACUGUCGUCUGUCGCCGGCUUUAUUUUUACACCGGCGGUGUUGUACGAGAACGACGACUAGCGUCCCACGAACGACGAAAAAAAAACACUAAACACGGGAAGGACGCGGUACACGCGGGCGACACUCGCAGCGUGCGCGGUGCGAAUGACUGCGGAGCGGCGUGCUACGUCCCCCAGGCCUCGGCGCAGUCCCCCCCCCCUCCCACCGCGCGCGUCUCCCCCCUGACGCUCCUCAAACGCAUCAUGCACCGCUGCAGGCUCCACAUGUUAGAAGAUAACACAAGGAGCUCAUCAGCGAGCGAACGGUGUCAGGAAGACGGCGAUCCGGGGCACGCGAGUCGAGAGUAG
Molecule: messenger RNA, 420 nt
Organism: Danaus chrysippus (African queen)
Lineage: Eukaryota; Metazoa; Arthropoda; Insecta; Lepidoptera; Nymphalidae
Source: the annotation of a GenBank genome assembly